AUGGAGCAUGUUACGGCGGUUCACGUUCCCCAGAUGGAGUCCGCUGACGCUAAACCGUCCAGGGCGGAAAUUCUGAGAGGAUUUAUCAAUGAGAAGCUGACUAAAGCUGCGGAGGAAAUAUUCGCUGUUGUAGAAAGAACCAUAACAGGCUACGAAGAGGAGGCUUCGGGCUUGAAACAGGACCUCGAGCAGCGAAGGAGGCAAAUGGAAACUGUUGUUCAGCUCGCGCCGCGUCGACCAGAUGAGAUUGGACCGCUGCCUGUUUAUGCUGCAGUCCGUGUGGAGGCAGAGCAAAGACCACACACACAUGCUGCUGGGAGUCCAGAUGUGUCAGGCCGCACGGAGGAAGCAGGAGUUGACUGUGAGAAGGAGGAGGCUGGAUCUGCUGAGACAUCGCAGAGCAGCGGGUUCGACCAGAACCCUCAGAGGGAACCAAGUCACCUCGUCCCACACACAGGAGCUCAGUCUAUGAUGACACUGGAUCCCAUAACCAUCAGUGUGUGUCUGUCGGACCCCAUCAAGCUCCAAACAGGUGUUCUAAACUCUUCCGUUCGGAUGAUGACGUGUCCUCGGGGCUUGAGGAAGGACGACUUCCUGUCCCAACUGAGCUCCACCUUCCCUCAACUGAUGAGGCCCUUUGAGGUCUUCACCAUCGACGCAUCCGGGAAACCGAGGCCAUUGAAAACAGAAUCACUGACACCAGAGAACAUCUACAAGAACAUGGAGUCAGCGGAAGGAGGAGGAUCCACCUUGUACAUCCAUCUGAAGGCUGAGGAUCAACAGCAGAGCAUCGAUGAGACCAGGACUCAUGGAAGGUCAAUGAGAAACUUACUGAAACCCCUCGGUUCACGCUCCUGUGUCGGCAGCGAUCCUGUGGAAAAGGUGGAGCGUGAGGACGCAGACGUUGUGUCCAUCAGCUCAGGAGCCCAACAGGUGGAAACCGACAACGAUGAUGGAGAGAGUUGGGCUGAAGGUCCAGACCCGUCUCCUGGCCGCUCUGAUGCCGAGCACGGUGACGGGGGGACCCCCGACCACGGUCUGAGGGGAGGAGCCACAGACGCCACCAGGCCGUCCCCGUCGCCCGGACCCGCCGGCUCUGCAGGAGAGCCCAGUGGGAGGUCCGACCACCAGGACGAGCCUUCAGGACGGCUCACGCGCUCACAGCCGUCAAGCACUAGAGCACUGGCCAGUCGGCAGCUCAUGGUCUGUUUGCUGAAGGACGCCCGGAUCAGCACGCUCACAAAGGAGGCUACCGUCAGCAGUCACAGAUUCUUGGGCCACGCAGAGGAGAAAGGAGGCACCGAUGGAGCGGCCACUGCAGAGACGGCAGCACAGAGCCGCAUCCCAGACCUGAACAUGAGGAACCCGGCUCAGCUGAUCUCACCUAGAAGAGAUCAGUGUGUGAGAACCAGAGUCAGGAAAUCCAAUCAUCUUCGUCUCAGAGUGUGUCUGAUGAAGAACAUAAAAUCCAGACUGGUUAAGUCCCCGAUUCAGGUGGUGCGGUGUCUUCGGAGCAUGACAGAAGACAGCUUCCUGGCCGCGCUGAGGGCCGCCUUCCCUCACUUUACCGGGCCGUUUGAGGCCUUCACGGCCGACGCGUCCAGGAGACUGUUGCCCCUGAAACCAAAGGCUCUGACGCCAGAGAACGUCUGCAAGUCCAUCAAGUCAACGGGCAAAGGGCGGUCGGCCCUGUACAUACGAGUCCAGCAAACCUGUGAAAAAGAGAAAAAGCAGCAAGAUUCUACAGCAUCAACAAGCGUCGACUCUGCCUCUGACGGAGAGAAGCACCUCCAGGAAAGCGCCGAGGACCACGAUGGCUCGUUCUUGUGCAGCGUAAUGCGGGGAAAGCAGGUCCGCUUCCGAGUGCGCUUGUUGAAGGACAAAGCGACUGACGUACUCAAAAAAGGCGUGUUAAGCUCUGCGGUGCGGAACCUGAAGUGCCCCCGGGGGAUGGACGAGGACGCGUUCCUGAAUCACCUGAGGUCCAGCUUCCCCCGACUGACUGGAGCCUUUGAUGCCUUCACCACCGACACGAGCAGGAGGCUGAUCCCUCUGAGAAUGAAGAGCCUGACCCCAGAGAACGUCUACACCGCCAUCAAGUCCACGGGGAAGGGGCGCUCGGCCCUCUACAUACGAGCCAGGCCUGCGGAUCGACCUCACGUCCAGAAAGACCUUUGUCCUCAGAGGAGGAAACAUGAAGCUGCUGCAGCCACAAACGAUGAGAGUGAGGAGAGCAAAAGCACCUGCAGGGAUCCGGUGGAAACGGUGGGAAACAAGGACGCAGAAGCAGCGUCCAGCAGCUCAGCAGAGCAGCCGACGGACACAGACGGCGUUUGUGCUGCACCGGGUCCAAGCUGUGCCUCCACAGCUCAGAGCGACGCCGAUCACAGCGGCGGUGGUCAGAACCUGCUGGAAACCACGUCGCUGUCGUCAGGCUGGAAGAGGAAUCACACCCAGGGAGACGACUUGGAUAAUGACUGGAGGCCAGAAGAAGCAGCAGCAGAGGCUUCCUCCUCCAGAGCGAUCAGGAGGCCUCUGCAUAUCAGGGUGUGCUUGCUGAAUGACACCCAGACCAACGUGCUCGCAACAAAGGGCCAUAAAUGUCGAGUGCAGAAGCUACGGUGUCCACGAAAGGGCAGCUUCCUGGAUAUGCUGAGGUCCAACUUCCCUCAUCUGCCCAAAGGCAACUGGCCGUUUGACGCCUUCCUAACUGACAAACACAAGAGACUGCAGCGACUGGAGGUCCAGGACAUGACGCCGGAGGAGAUCUACAGGUCCAUGAAGGCAUCUGGGAAUGGACGAUCAGCUCUCUACGUCCGGCGGAAGCUGACAAAGCCAUCAGCGAAUAACAAGGAGCAAAACCCUCCAACCCAGAGGAAGGAUGAAGCCUCCAGUGACCCUCCCUCCUCCUCGAACACAAGGGAAGCUGAAGAUGAGCCGCAUGGAAGCUCCACCAUCGGCCUCGUAGGAAACGAGAAGAGCAGCGAAGGCCUUCACCCUAUUGCAACACAGAUACAAGCGGGCGGAGAAGCUCAGGAGAGUCCGUCAGUCAGUGCCCCUCCUUCUGCACCUGAGAGCGACGAUGAUGAGGUGGACAGUGGCGACAGAGAUGUGGACUGGAAGCCAGACAAGGACCACGAAGAGCAGGAGCAGAGUGAACCUGACGGGGAUUUAGUCACGAUGAGGAAGAGAGCAGGCAAACGUUCAAGGAGAAGGAGAUCAGCAGCUAUGAAGUCGCCUCCAGAAAGGACUGCUGAAGGCUUUUACUCCUGCAAAGCCUGUGGCUCUCUGCAUAGAACCGUUAACAUACUGCUCAAACACGCCUGGAGGCACGUGGACCACGCAGAAAAGCUGUGUGGGGUGUGUGGAGCACCUGCCGACGGUGCGGAGGAGCUGAGGCGCCACCUGGACGCUCACAUGAAAACGCACGCCUGCAACAUCUGUGGGAGGUAUUUCCUCACCCUGGGCUCUCUGAAGAAACACACGGCUCUACACAGCACAGAGCAGCCCUUCAGGUGUGCGCUCUGCCCUAAAGCAUACGCAACCAAGCAGAGUUUGAUGUUUCACAGCCUGACUCACAUAGAGAAUAAACCCUACAAGUGUGACGUGUGCCACCAGGCGUUUGGCCACAAAAGCCAGAUGGAGGCUCACGCCACCACGCACACGGGGGAGAAACCCUACCGCUGCGGACUCUGCGGGAAAACCUUUGCUUACUUCAAGUGUUUAUCUCUCCAUAGGUCUGUUCACACUAGCCAAAAGUGUUACGCCUGUCAGGUCUGUGGGAAGAGGUUCAAUCGACUGGUACAUAUGAAGGCGCAUGAGCGGAUCCACGCGGCCAGAGACAAGUCGUUCCUCUGCGAUGUCUGCUGCAAAGCCUUCUGUUCACUGGAUGUUUUAAAAGCUCACCUGAAGACGCACAGCAGACAAGAGAAGACUCUGUGCACCGAGUGCGGCAAGGAGCUGUCCUCUGCCGCGUCUCUGAGGAGGCACAUGAUCGUCCACGCUGACCAGAGGCCCUACAGCUGCUCCACCUGUGGACGGGCCUUCAACGCUCUGAGCACCCUCAGAGUCCACACGAGGACCCACACCGGGGAGAAGAGGUUCACCUGUAAGGUCUGCGGCAAAGCGUCCUCUCGGCGAACUCAUCUGAAGAUCCAUAUGAGGACCCACAGUGGAGAGAGACCCUACAAGUGCUCCAUCUGCCCCAAAGACUUUACCCAGAGCCACUGUCUGAAAACCCACAUGAAGAGCCAUUAUGUGGAGAAGCGGUUGUAGUAAAUCUGAUCAUACAGCUGUCGGACCAGCUGUACCGAGUCAGCCAGUACCGAGGCUGCUGGUAUUUAACCAAACCACAGAGAAGAGUCGGUUUGUCUGCAGCGCUGUGGCAACUGGGAACCUGUUACAGAUGUUUAAAGCUCAAAGUCAGUUAAGUGAGCGUUAUUUACUGGGAGUCUUUUCUUUGUUGUUGGGUCGUAAGGUUAAUUUCAUGGACUCAGAGCUCACACGUGUUCAACACAGCCAUUAAUCAGUUCUCUCCACCUUUGACACAGUGAUGAACCAUGAAGCUUGAACUAGUUAUUGCUCCUGAUGCAGUCGAGCCAGCACCCGAGGUCACACACGUCUAGAAACGUCCUUCGAUGCUCCACAAGCAGGAGAAAGACUCUCAUCAGCCCCAGACUCCCGUUUAACAGUGAGAAAAACGAAAACAUGCAGGACACGCCUGUUAGAGCCUCAACACAGACACGAGACUGACGGUCAGAAUGAAGAUCACCAGUCACAGACCUAAUUCACAACAUUACAGGCGAAAAGUGUCAAACUGUCACAUCUGCGUCUAUUUGAAAUGUUUCAGUAACAAAAUGGGAUCUUUGCUGUUUCAUGUUCAGAUGUUUUCUCCUGUUUAACCAAAGCUGUUUUAAUUAUCACCUGAAUGGUUUUGUUAAUUAUUGUUUUAGUCAUAGUUUUUUUUAGCGUCACUUUAAAUUCUGUUCAAAGAAACAAAUUCUGAAAGAACUGAAAAUAAGGGGAUUUUUAGCUUUGUUGAAUUCUGCCUGUGUUUAUGCCGAUAAAUAUGUUGAAGUUGUACCUCGGUGCCCGACGCUGCAUGAAGGAUGAGCUCAGAGAAGAUUCUGUGACUCAUUACUGGUUCCCAGGUCACUGUUCUACAUCUACAACCAAUAAAUCAAUAUUGGCUUAGGUUUCAUUCUA
Messenger RNA from Betta splendens (Siamese fighting fish), 5205 nucleotides. RefSeq lists its product as uncharacterized. The record is from RefSeq and is a predicted model, not a curated record. Gene Ontology annotation, molecular function: RNA polymerase II cis-regulatory region sequence-specific DNA binding; DNA-binding transcription factor activity. Bases 1 to 4275 code for a protein of 1424 amino acids. Gene Ontology annotation, biological process: regulation of transcription by RNA polymerase II. Lineage: Eukaryota; Metazoa; Chordata; Actinopteri; Anabantiformes; Osphronemidae. The transcript has 18 exons.